This is a messenger RNA of Eptesicus fuscus (big brown bat), 2293 nucleotides long. It is a transcript of the gene SLC3A1, whose product is annotated as solute carrier family 3 member 1. Lineage: Eukaryota; Metazoa; Chordata; Mammalia; Chiroptera; Vespertilionidae. Gene Ontology annotation, biological process: amino acid transport; carbohydrate metabolic process. The record is from RefSeq and is a predicted model, not a curated record. Bases 236 to 2293 code for a protein of 685 amino acids. The transcript is spliced from 11 exons.
AAUUAGAACUGUUUUUAAAAAAACAUUUUACUCUGGACUAUAUUUGUAAUAUUAACCCUGGAAGCAAAUUAAAUUUUGCAGCUGAGGGAUCAGAGGCUUAGUUCAAGCUGCCAAGUUCAUCUAAGAUCAAGCAGAGAGCAAGUGGAGGAGGCAGGCUUGAAUCUUCCUCUGACUUAAAAUUUGAUUCACUAAGCUAUACCAAGGAAGGCACUUCUCAGGGGUAAGACAGGGAGACAUGGCUGAGAAGAAAAGCAAGAGAGACUCUAUUGGAAUGGAUGUGAAGGGAUGCCGAACAAACAAUGGGUUUGUCCAAAAUGAAGACAUCCUAGAAAAGGACCCAGAUCCAGGCAGCCCAAUGGACAGCCCGCAGCACUGCUCCGUGGGCAUCCUUGGCCCCGGGGAGCUCGACUUCAAGGACAUCCAGCCCUACGCAGGGAUGCCCAAGGAGGUGCUGUUCCACUUCUCAGGCCGGGCCCGGUACCGGGUGCCCCGCGAGGUCCUCUUCUGGCUCACCGUGGCUGCUGUGCUGGUGCUCACGGCCGGCACCAUAGCCAUGAUCGCCGUCUCUCCCAAGUGCCUCGACUGGUGGCAGGCAGGACCCAUGUACCAGAUCUAUCCCAGAUCGUUCAAGGACAGCAACCAGGAUGGGAACGGAGAUCUUAAAGGUAUUCAAGAUAAACUGGACUAUAUCACAACUUUAAAUAUAAAAACUGUUUGGAUUACUUCAUUUUAUAAAUCAUCCCUUAAAGAUUUCCGACACGCUAUUGUAGAUUUCCGAGAAAUCGAUCCCAUUUUUGGAACAAUGAAAGAUUUUGAGAAUCUGGUUGCAGCCAUACAUGAUAGAGGUUUAAAAUUAAUCAUCGAUUUCAUACCAAACCACACCAGUGAUAAACAUGCUUGGUUUCAAUGGAGUCGUACCCGGACAGGGAAAUAUGCUGAUUAUUAUAUCUGGCAUAACUGUUCCCAUGAAAAUGGCAUAACCACACCACCCAACAAUUGGCUAAGUGUAUAUGGAAAUUCCAGUUGGCACUUUGACGAUGUACGAAACCAAUGUUAUUUUCACCAGUUUACAAAAGAGCAACCUGAUUUAAAUUUCCGCAAUCCUGAUGUUCAAGAAGAAAUAAAAGAAAUUAUUCAGUUCUGGCUCUCGAAGGGUGUCGAUGGCUUCAGUUUCGAGGCUGUUAAGUUUCUUCUAGAAGCAAAACAUCUGAGAGAUGAGAUCCAAGUGAAUAAGACCCAGACCCCGGACACAGUCACACACUACGCAGAGCUGUACCAUGACUUCACCACCACGCAGGUGGGAAUGCACGACAUUGUCCGGAGCCUCCGGCAGACAAUGGACCAACACAGCAGGGAGCCUGGGAGAUACAGGUUCAUGGGCACCGAAGCCUAUGGGGACAGCAUUGACAGGACUAUGAUGUACUACGGGCUGCCUUUUAUCCAAGAAGCAGAUUUUCCCUUCAACGAUUACCUCACAAGGCUAGACAGUCCUUUUGGGAACAGUGUGUUUGAGGUUAUCACAUCCUGGAUGAAACAUCUACCAGAAGGAAAAUGGCCUAAUUGGAUGAUCGGUGGACCGGACAACGCCCGGCUGACUUCUCGUCUGGGGAAAGAAUAUGUUAACAUCAUGAACAUGCUUGUGUUCACACUUCCUGGAACUCCCAUUACUUAUUAUGGGGAAGAAAUAGGAAUGGGAGAUAUUUUAGCUACAAACCUCAACGAAAGCUAUAAUGUCGAUACCCUUCUCUCAAAGUCACCAAUGCAGUGGGACAAUAGCUCAAAUGCCGGUUUUUCCGAAGGCAAUCACACCUGGUUACCUACCAAUACAGAUUACUACACUGUAAAUGUUGCUGUCCAAAGGGCUCAGCCCAGAUCAGCAUUAACGUUAUAUCAAGAAUUAAGUUUGCUGCAUGCCAACGAGCUGCUCCUCAGCAGGGGCUGGUUUUGCUAUUUGAGGACAGACAGCCACCAUGUCGUGUACACAAGAGAAAUGAACGGCAUAGACAGAGUCUUCCUCGUGGUUCUGAAUUUUGGAGAAUCAUCACUGCUAAAUCUAAAGGAAACUAUUUCAUAUAUUCCCACAAAAGUGAGGAUAAAGUUAAGUACCAAUUCCACCAAGAAAGGAAGUGAAGUUGAUACGCAAGCCAUUGCACUGGACAAGGGAGAAGGACUCAUCUUUGAAUACAACACAAAGACUCUCCUGCAUCAGCAAGCAGAUACCAGAGACAGAUGUUUUGUUUCCAGUCGGGCGUGCUACUCCAGUGUGUUAAACAUCCUGCACAGCCUUUGUUAG